CCCCCUUGUACAGUUCACAGUCUGGAAAUUGUGUGCGAGACAAAGAUCAAGGUCGCCUGUCAUUUUCGCCGCCACUCACACCGAAGCAUAUGCGUUUGUACUUUGUACGGGAGGACGUCAGCAGCAGCUUGUGUGCUUGUCCCAAGGUUGAGAAGAAGAGCAAGAAAGAAGAGGUUGACGUUCUGCUGCCUUUCAACGCCACGAGGUUCAGGAUGGUGUAAAUUAGAUUCUAUAUUGCUGAGCCUGUAGCUUUCAUAGCACACAUUCCGGUUUUGAAGGCAGCUUCGUUCUUUUGCUGUCCACAGAAUGUGACAAACACGCUGCUACAAGGACAAGUCUGGAGACUCCGAAAGAUUCAAGCGCCUAAAAAGACAUUAUGGUCUAGCCAGCGAGCUGCAUCUCCUUCGGGUUUAAGCAGCUCCUAAAAAGUGCUCUAAACAGGGCCGCCGUGCUCUCAGCCCCUCUUUGGCCGCCGCCAUGGCGGUCCAGAUGAUCUUGAACAAGCGCAAUAAGGCGGCGCUGGCCCGCAAGCUAUCAGAGGAAGGGCAACGGCCAGCUGACAUCGCCCUCGGCCCUCAGUACCGGUCCGGAUAUGGCCCCGGACGCACAACCUCUGAUAUGUCCGACCUGUCCGACGGUGAUGGUGGAAAGUACGGAGCGGUGGGGCUGGAAGAUGGGACCAACGUCAUUGAAGCCGACGACAAGCGCAUCGUGGCGCACGUAUUCGAUCUUGUCAAGGACAAGCUUGACAAGAAGAAGAGCUACUUCAAUCUCGGGACCUUCAUGAUUUUCGUCAUGCUCUACCUGAGCACUCUCUACCUGCAACUCGACACAUAUAACACGUUCCUGGUCAACUCGUCCUUUGAUUCUCUUCUGCCAGAGGACUCCUCUGGCAACACCGCCACAAAGGUGAAUUCAGUGGAAGAAAUCUACGCCUACCUCAACGAGACGAUCUUGACCCCCCUAUGGGCGGACCCUGUGUGCGGGGACGGCAUCUGCGACCGUCCGAUCGAGUUCCCCGGCUUCGGACGGUUCGGAUGCACGCCCGACUGCGGCGCGAUGCCCUCGGAUGACGUCAUCAUCGAGUUCCAGACGUCAUUCGACACGGCGCAGAACCAGCAGGAGUCGAGCUGGAACCUGUGCCAGACGUACCCCAACGACCUGUGCUGGUACGAAAAGGAUCAGACCUUCUCUGACCUAUCGGCGACUACGACCACCACACUGAGCCUGCCCAACGGCACGUGGGAGAUGGUGCUGACGUCACCCCAUCGGGGCCUCCAGGGUAACGUCAAGACCCAGCUGGCAACCGGGGCAGGAUCCCCGGGCAGUGACGGAUUCCAAGUGCUGGCGUCGUGGGGCAACUGCGUGUCGGACGACGAGUCGGAGCUGGUCCGCUGCCGCACGAUUUGCGCCCAGAAUGCGGUGUGCGCCGCCAACGCGUGCUCGAACCUGGAGCUGACGGACAUCCCCCAGAUCUUCAUCGACUGCACCAACAUCUGCAAUACGAAUGCAACGCUCCAGGACCCGUAUCAGAACGCCACGUGUCUCCAGGCAAUCUCGCUGGCGUCCAACUCGAGCUCGUCGUUCCUGGGGGCCUCGCUCCUCAACUGCACACUCGACGAGGUGUACCUGGCAGAGAACCCGAUUCAGGUGGCCAUCGGAAACACGACCAGCGCGCCCGCUCCCGUUGCUACUAGCGCAAAUACCACCGGUCUCAUUGGCGGGAGCGCGCGGCGCCUGUUCCAGACCGGCGCCGAUCCAACCAGCGGCAACGCGACCCUCAUCUACUGGAACAAGUUUGGCAGUACCGACGGGCAGCGCUACCGGAACCUGGCGACUGCGCUCGCGCGGGCUUUGGAGUCCUGGCAGAUUGACUCCUGCCUCUGCCCGUACGCGUUCAAUCGCCAGAGAUUAGGCCCUCCCAUGCUGGGCUUCUUCUGCGCGUACUUCGGCGGGCCCCCGACGCUGGAGGGCUGUUCGUACCGGCCACCGGGCACCGACACGAACCUGACGUCAGCCAACUUCCCAGAACUGCUGAAUGUGCUUUCCGACCGGUACGGCCCUACCAGCAAGUACAACAUCUCCCAAGCCGAACAAGACAAGUUCGUUACGAUUCUUCUGAACGCCGUAGCUUCCACCGUUUCCUUUGGAUAUGCGGCCGGCGAUGCCUUGAACCUGGACCAACGACUGCACUACACCGACACCGCGGUGGUUGCGCUCCCGGGGGACAAUUGUAACACACCCAACGUGAUCUUGCCGUGGAAGCUCAACGUGCAUCAGGCAACCAACAUCAGCGCCAGGGACUCCAUCCAAUGGGUCUGGAAGGACGACUUGCCCCAUGCGCUUAUAAGCCUGGGGUUACCUGAGAACAACAGCAUCUUCUCGAGCGUGGGGUCUGGCCGCCAGAUUGUCUCCCGCCAGACGGUCUGCACGCCCGAGAAUAUCCUCUCCUUCGAGACCGGGCAGUUUACCAAGGACCCGGUUCCCUGCAUCCUGGGCACCACCCGGGCGGGGAACGUCCCCGGGAGCUUCUCCUACACGCGCUUCUUCAAUGAUACGGGCUCCUUCACCUACAGCGACACCCGGUACUCGACAGCCAUGACCGGCGUCGUCAAUGUGGGCGAUUUCGUCGUCUCCGUCGGGAACAACGCCUCGACGGCGCCGAUUGCAUUCGAGUGCGCACCCUCGUGCAAAAUCGGGUCGCUCAACAACGGCCUGUGCGAUACUGAGUGCAACAACUUCGCGUGCGCUUUUGACGGCGGCGACUGCUCCUGCCCUGACACCAGCUCCGCGGCCGCCACGCCAAGCAGUUCAUCCUCCGGGUCCAGCUCUUCGUCCGCCACGUGUCAGUGCCCGGGCGACCAGAUCCGGGGAUCCGACGGCUCCUGCUGCUUGGCCCAGGUGGUCGGUGAACAGCUGCCGCUGUCAUUCGACGUCAUCCUGACGGACCUGAGCACGGAGUCCAUCUUCAACCCGGCCAACUUCACGCGGACCCGAUAUGCGAGCAACCACAACAGAAUCAUCGGCGGGUUGUUCCUCCACCAGACGCGCCUCGAAGCCUCUCGAUGCAGUAACAACAGGUUUGAGGAGCUCUUCGAGUUCUGCAUCGACGACGGCCAGUCCGUAACCCCAUACGGUGCUGACCCGGUCUUCAACCCAACGUCAGACCUCUUUAACCCUGACAUCAGCGUGGCGGAUUACUACCUGGAAAACGAGCUGAGCCCCCUUGGGGUUCCCUACGGGUUUUUCCCCAAACAGACGGAGGGCGAGGGCAAGGGGUUCCCGAUUGUUUUCGACAUCAACUUGGCGCAGGAUCAGGCCCAGUCGCGGUUGCAGUAUCUGCAGGAUGGACUCUUCAUCGACAACGCCACUGACGUCAUCACGAUGCGGCUGAUCACCUACAACGGUGCCGAGCGCCAGUUCAGCAGCAUGUCGGUCUACUUCACGUUCCAGAAGGGCGGCAAGAUCGCGGUCAAUCGUGACAUCAGCGCCGUCAGCGUGGAGCUCUACGCGCGCAACGUGGACUACUUCCGAGCGUGCCUUGAGAUUAUCGUCGCGCUUAUGGUCCUCUACAAUAUCUACACUGAGAGCCUUGAGAUGAUGGAGAUCUACCGGGAGACGGGGUCUAUCAAGGGCUACUUCGGCAGCCUCUACAAUUACGUUGACAUCCUGUCCAUCACGCUCAUGUUUGUGUGCAUCAUCAUCUGGAUCGUCUUCAUCACCACGCAAGCCAUGCCCUUCUCCGCCAAGGCGCGUUACGACAUCUACCAAGACCUUGGGUCCGACGCACGGUUCUUUGGCUUCGCGGUGCCCACUCAGUUCGGCGACUUUACCGCCUUGAUUUCCAGUGUCCGGGACUUGGUCGUCUACCGGUCCGUGUAUGCGGCCAUCAACGGGCUCAAUAUCUUCCUGGUCAUCGUGCGCGUUUUGAAGCUGUUCGACUUCCAGCCCAAGAUGGGCGUCAUCACGCGCAGUCUGACGUUAGCCGGCCCCGAGCUCCUCAACUUCUUCGUGCUCUGGUUCAUCUUCUUCCUGGGCUACGCCUUUAUGGGCCACAUGAUCUUUGGGCGGAGCAUUGAGGACUUCCGCACCUUGCAGUGGUCCAUGACAGCUUGCUUCCUCAUGAUCCUGGGAGACACCGAGAAUGAGUACAACAUGAUGCAGCUAAACGGGUGGGAGCUCGCCGCGAGUCAGCUCUUCUUCUACAGCUUCCAAAUCGGGAUGGUGUUCAUCAUUAUGAACUUCUUGGUGGCGAUUGCAGUCGACGCUUUUGCCGAAAUCAAGGAACGCACCCCGGACAACGCUAACGGCCUGUUUGAGGAUUUGGUCGAGAUCGGUAAGGAGAAGGUCGAGCGAGUCUCCAAGAAGCGCUACUCCGACAAGAAGCUGAUGAGCAAGCUGCUGUCGUGGACCCCCGACAAGAAAGUCGAGUUUGACGACGAGGAGAUCCAGCCGCUCCAGCGCACCGCGUCCGACGGAUUGGAAAUCGUGGAGAAGAAGUGGGUCCUCAAACUAGAUGCGGACGAAAUCGACAAGGAGAAGCUCGAGACCGUCUUCGGACGCCGCUCCACCUUCCAGGCGCACCAGGAGGUGACGCCCGAGAUCGGCAAGGUCGCCGACCAGAUCCUGGCCGAGUUUGGGGAGGAGGUGAUCAAGAAGCGGCGCAAGAAGAAGAAGGAGGUCCAGUUUCCCAAUAUGAAGCAGGAUAUGAAGCAACUCAAGUCGGAGGUGAAGUCGCUGCGCGAGAUGAUUGCGGAGCUCAACGCUGCGCUCCACAAUCGCUUCGACGACGUCCUGGAGGACAUGGCGCACGCGGGCAUCUCCCGGAGCACUAUCCCGGAGGAGGGCCGCGACGGGCCCGCUCCAGCAAGCAGUAACGGCCAUUAGGUCACGAGACGGGCUCCAAUAAAUGGGAGAGGCACACGUGGGUUAUGGUUCGACGUGCUGGCACAGAGCCCCUAUUUAUGCGAGCAUCACCCACGCCUCCGAGGUCGUCCCUACCAAAAAGAAAACGCCCGGCCUACUAUCUAUAAGUCUGUUGGCAGAUUGUGUGGUUACAUAUGGAGUAGGGGCGCGCGUGCCGGGGCGAGUGUGUCGUAGUUGUGUCGUAGUCACGAUCAGAGUUGAACGGUGUGAGGGUAUUGCUCGGGGUCUAUGAGACCUGCACAAUUUUAGGCUAGGCCUGCAGCCGCCAAAGCUUCCAUAACAUCCUACUUCAAGCGGAUGUCAACUUUUAGGCGUCCGCAUUUGGACGAAGGAAGCGGACUGAGGGCCGAAUAGGUGGAAAAAUAUAUGCUGGCCCACAAUCGACUAGCUCAAAAAUAAACUGAUAAUGGCAUACGAUGUUCCACAAGCAUGAUUGUGGGUGAUAAGACGGUUUUGUAAAGCAUUCCGAGUUCAUGAUUGAAAUGAGUUGCGUGAUCCACACGGUGAGGUCUCUUACAAGAAUGAC
Molecule: messenger RNA, 5452 nt
Organism: Klebsormidium nitens
Lineage: Eukaryota; Viridiplantae; Streptophyta; Klebsormidiophyceae; Klebsormidiales; Klebsormidiaceae
Source: the annotation of a GenBank genome assembly